AUGAUCCUUCAAGGAUUCUUAAUCUUCAAAAAUCCACAAAUCAACAACCCGACUUACAGGCAAUGCAUUGAAGAAGCUGCCUCUAGUCUAAAAAAAUGUGUGACGGCUUGUGAUCCGAACAAUGCUUGCUUCAAUGCAUGUCAUGAAAGCUUUCUUCGCACCUCUUCGAACUGCCCCUGCAUGGCAAAAUGUCCCGCAGGUUGUCCCUGCGAAGAUGGAUAUAAUUGUGAGCCAUUUAUGACUGCAAUUUGUGAGCAACGAUCUGGCACCUACCCUGGGGGACAAUAUAAGUACAUUCUUUCUCCUGAUGGUCAUUUUAAAGAAAACCGAUUAUACCACUCGCCAAUUAUUAAUGAUAUUCCAUAUUUGGAAAAGGCAAGAUAUGGAAUCCUGAAUGGUGAGGUCUACUUCUUUGGCGGAACCAGUGAUAACAAAAAGAUUGCGAAACUGACUGAUUGUGGAAUAGAAGAACUUUCAGUUAGACUUUUGAACAACUUUUCAUCCUGGGCAAGAACUGUUACUCUUCCAACAAAUCCGGAUGAAAUUAUGCUAUGCUCGACCCAUGCUGUGCCAUAUACAAAAUGUGAAAAUUUCGAUGGCCAAAUUUCACGAAACAACCCGUUUAUAAUGAAUUAUCCGCAUAAAUGUGGCUGCAUAGCUCUUGACAAUAAUUUUCCAACAAUAAUUGAUGGAGGAGAUUACACAGCUGAAGGGCCUCUUCCAAUUCUUUCUAAAGUUGAGUCUCUUGGUAUCAGUGGUUGGAGGGAAGAGCAAGAUCAUCCGUUGGAGAUUCGAUGUCCGGCUUGUACUUCUGUUGGUGACGGACUUAUUACUAUUGGAGGCCAAACAAGAGAAGAAGGUGUCGAUACUUAUCUGAACGAUGCUUUUCUAUUUAGUAAUAAAGUCUGGUCUUUUGCUGGACAAAUAAAACAGCGUGGUGGAUUGUCAACUCUUCUUUUUUAUGGUACACAUCUUUUCAAUUUUCCUGGUUGGCAAGGCGAUUCCGUAAAAAAGGUUGAGAGAAUAUCAUGGAAUGGAACGUAUGUUACUGGAACGACUAUCAUCAACGAAGAAACUGGCUAUUGCUACAGGCCGAUUGUCUUUGAAACUCUUCCAGAUGCCUGCGCAGAUACUUGCGAAGAGUACUGUUUUCCGUGA
Molecule: messenger RNA, 1158 nt
Organism: Oikopleura dioica
Lineage: Eukaryota; Metazoa; Chordata; Appendicularia; Copelata; Oikopleuridae
Source: the annotation of a GenBank genome assembly